AUGGCAAAGUCCAAGCACAACGUCCUCCCCCUCGUCCUCCUGCUUCUCUUCGUCGCCGUCCUCGCUGUCGUCGGAUACGUGGUGUACACUAUCGUGCAGGAUGUCAGCAAGAACACGCGCGAGAAGAUGGAGAAAAAGCACAUGGUUUUCUCCAAGGAUGGUAUGAAGGUGCAGGUUAAGGAAGUCCAGGAUGAGGCGUAUAAGGAUCGAACUCAGAGUGUCCUCGUUAACAUGUGGAAUCACACUUCUUUCCCCGCAUACAAGAGUCGGCUGUGGGAUAUGACCGGCGAACAGAAGAACGCCGAGAAGCGCAAGCCGUAUGCGAUCUAG
Messenger RNA from Penicillium cinerascens, 330 nucleotides. RefSeq lists its product as uncharacterized. Lineage: Eukaryota; Fungi; Ascomycota; Eurotiomycetes; Eurotiales; Aspergillaceae. The coding region runs from base 1 to 330 and encodes 109 amino acids. The transcript has 2 exons. The record is from RefSeq and is a predicted model, not a curated record.